UUGAAUACAUGAUUUUAGCCACCAUCAUAGCCAACUGCAUCGUCCUGGCCCUGGAGCAGCACCUCCCCGAUGACGACAAGACCCCGAUGUCUGAGCGACUGGAUGACACAGAACCAUACUUCAUUGGAAUUUUUUGUUUCGAGGCUGGAAUUAAGAUCAUCGCCCUUGGGUUUGCCUUCCACAAAGGCUCUUACUUGAGGAACGGUUGGAACGUGAUGGACUUCGUGGUGGUGCUAACAGGGUAA
Messenger RNA from Ceratotherium simum simum (southern white rhinoceros), 245 nucleotides. NCBI's taxonomy places the organism in Eukaryota, Metazoa, Chordata, Mammalia, Perissodactyla, Rhinocerotidae. The record is from RefSeq and is a predicted model, not a curated record.